Messenger RNA from Uloborus diversus, 789 nucleotides. RefSeq lists its product as uncharacterized. The record is from RefSeq and is a predicted model, not a curated record. Bases 33 to 644 code for a protein of 203 amino acids. The transcript has 4 exons. NCBI's taxonomy places the organism in Eukaryota, Metazoa, Arthropoda, Arachnida, Araneae, Uloboridae.
CCAAAUAAAUUCAUUUUUCACCUGUAAAAAUAAUGGAGGCGGCAGAGGAGGCAGUGGAAAUCGAACACCACGAACUGCAGCAUUUUGCCGGGGUCGAGGCUAGGUCCACCCAGGGACAGGGCAGUUUCCUCUCCACCCUCUCAGUGUCUUCGUGCGUUAUUACAUACACGAGAAAUGCAAAGACGGUUUUGUACAUUCUUCUGUUGAUCACGUGCGUGCCUAUAAUUGUUGGAGCAGCUUUUACGAGUAUUUUUACAGAAGAUGGGAAUUACAAUGCUGCAGUGUGGGCAUUCUUUACAGGUUGUAUGUCAGUAGGAACUUGUUCUCUAUAUACACUACACUUGUUUGGAAAACUGGAGAAGUACCAUGAUAAUGCAACUUUAGAAGGAUUAAAGGUUCUGGGAAUGAUAUUUAGUGUAAUAUCAGGCAUUGCAGUUGGAGUUUAUACAAUUCUUUCUUUUCUAAAUAAGCAAGCUUUUGCACUGUAUGGUCUAAAUUAUUUUUCCUCGGCUAUUUUCGGUGGACUAUGCAUUUUCAGUAGCAUUCAACUUGUUGCAACGGCACAAUAUUAUCAAAACGCAUUACGGGUUGCAAGUUUCGUGGAAAGAACAAACGCGCAAACGUCUGCAUUACAAAGCAUCUGAGUCAUCCAGCUAAUGGCAAAAAGGCACAAGAAGAAAACAAGAUUACGUUCUUCGUACACAGAAUUUCAUUUUUAACACAACUCAUUUUUUAUGUUCUAAAACUUUCAUUAAUGAUGCCUAGAAUAAAACUCAGGUAUUUAGUACC